AUGCACAUCACUCCAGCAAUUGCAGGCAUUCUGAUUGGAAUCAUACCUGAUCUCAGCUUCGCCACAGGCAACACCGGUAGCUGUUGUGAUUCACUGCUAAAAUGUGGUCUUGCUGAUCGGGUUGUGUACCCGGAGAGUGUUGCUUAUAAAGAUUCCGUGGAUUCAUACUGGGCUGAGAAUGUCCAACUCAAACCUUCAUGUAUCCUGCAGCCGCGCUCUGCUCAGGAUGUUUCCCUUGCAAUUUCUACUCUCACCAACACAGAAGAGGGCUCUUGCAAGUUUGCUGUCCGCAGCGGUGGCCAUACUACAUGGGCGGGAGCGAACGACAUCAAGGACGGAGUUACCAUUGACCUUCAAAUGAUGAACAGCACCACCUACCACAAGAAGAAUGGCACUGCCUCCAUCCUACCUGGAGCUCGUUGGCAGUCCGUCUACAAGGCCCUUGCGCCCUAUGAUGUGACAGUUCCGGGUGGCCGUGGAGGUCCUGUUGGAGUGGGUGGCUUUUUGAUCGGAGGUGGAAACACGUUCCACACCGCGCGAGUCGGAUUUGGUUGCGAUAACGUCGAAAACUUCGAGGUGGUUUUAGCCAAUGGAGAUAUUGUCGAUGCAAACAAGCGAAGCCAUGCAGAUCUCUACAAGGCUCUGAAGGGAGGAUCAAUCAACUAUGGAAUUGUCACAAAGUACGAUAUAAAAACAAUCCCGGGUGACAAGCUUUGGGGCGGGCUUGUCGUAUACGCCAACAGCACUACCCCUCAACAACUUACGGCUGCCCAUCACUUCAUCAAUAAUAUUCACAAAGACCACUAUGCAUCAUGGAUUGGUAUGUGGGAGUACAGCUCUGUGGCUGAUGCGAAUGUCAUUGCACAUGCGUUGGAAUACACGAAGCCAGUUGCAUACCCCGAGGCAUUGCAGAACUUUACGAAUAUCCCCAACACCACGGAUACCAUGCGCUUUGCAAACAUGUAUAACUUAACCCAAGAGCUUGUUCAGGCCUCUGGCUACCGGGACGUUUUCACAACCGGCACGUUCCUCAAUGAUCCCAAGGUCCUGCAGCACACUGUUCAUAUUCACAACGAAGUAAUUGAGAGGGCCAAAGCAAAAGCUAAAAGCAAGGACUGGACCAUUGACACCAUAAUUCAGCCCUGGCCUGCCCUAUUUGCCGAGCACAGCCAGAAGCGCGGUGGGAAUGUACUCGGCCUCGAACGAUUCGACGAAAAUCUCUUCCAGGUUCUUUUUGACUACUCCUGGAAGGACGAAGCCGAUGAUGACCUGUUCAACGGACUGGCCCGAUCCGCACUUGGGAAACUCAAUUCCUACUCCAAAUCGGUUGGAGCUGACAAUGAGUACAUUUACCUCAACUAUGCCGAUGGCAGUCAGAGCCCUCUGGCUGGCUACGGUCACAAGAAUGUGGAGUAUAUUCGCCGCGUCGCGAAAAAGUACGACUCGGAGGGUGUAUUCCAAACCCAGGUACCGGGUGGAUUUAAGAUUAGUGAGGUGGAACUCUAA
Penicillium brevicompactum is the source of this 1506-nucleotide messenger RNA. RefSeq lists its product as uncharacterized. The record is from RefSeq and is a predicted model, not a curated record. The transcript is spliced from 5 exons. Gene Ontology annotation, molecular function: FAD binding. NCBI's taxonomy places the organism in Eukaryota, Fungi, Ascomycota, Eurotiomycetes, Eurotiales, Aspergillaceae. The coding region runs from base 1 to 1506 and encodes 501 amino acids.